CUCUAACGGGCGAGCCCCGCCGCCGCCGUGCGCUCCCCGAACGCCGCACACACUCCGGCCCGGCUCGUCGCGCCGUCGGCAGUUGGCGAGCCUGCGUGGGGAUCCGUUCCGCAGCUCCCCGCCUUCGCAAUCCGGUCCCUCGACUCGAUCCACGCUGGGAAGAGAGGGGGCCAGACAGAAAGUGUGGACCUCCCGCACCUCGCCGGCUGCCUCGGGGUAACAAAAGGCCCCAAGUUGCUGCAGCGCGAGGACCCCCGGGAGCCGGGCUCAGACGAGGUGCCCGGUGGCGCCCACUCGGGGGCUUCCGACUCGCUCUCCGCGUCGCCCCCCGCGCGCCCCCUCCCCGCUCGGUCCCUCGGAACACCGGUGGCACGGAAGCGCCGGCAGCGGUUCUCGCCAGCGACUCCUCUGUGCAGCGGGCUUCUUGUUUGGCGUGUGCGAUCCCCACACUCAUGAACAUACACAGGUCCACCCCCAUCACAAUAGCGAGAUAUGGGCGAUCGCGGAACAAAACCCAGGAUUUCGAGGAGUUGUCGUCUCUGAGGUCCGCCGAGCCCAACCAGAGUUUCAGCCCGAACCUCGGCUCCCCGAGCCCGCCCGAGACUCCCAACCUGUCGCAUUGCGUUUCCUGCAUCGGGAAAUACUUAUUGUUGGAGCCUCUGGAGGGAGACCACGUUUUCCGCGCCGUGCAUCUGCACAGCGGAGAGGAGCUGGUGUGCAAGGUGUUUGACAUCGGCUGCUACCAGGAGUCCCUGGCUCCGUGCUUUUCCCUCUCUGCACACAGCAACAUCAACCAGAUCACUGAGAUCAUCCUGGGGGAGACCAAAGCCUACGUGUUCUUCGAGCGCAGCUAUGGGGACAUGCACUCCUUCGUGCGCACCUGCAAGAAGCUGAGGGAGGAGGAGGCGGCCAGACUGUUCUACCAGAUCGCCUCGGCUGUGGCCCACUGCCAUGACGGGGGGCUGGUGCUGCGUGACCUCAAGCUGCGGAAAUUCAUCUUCAAGGAUGAGGAAAGGACUCGGGUCAAGCUGGAAAGCCUGGAAGACGCCUACAUUCUGCGGGGAGAUGAUGACUCCCUCUCCGACAAGCAUGGCUGCCCAGCGUACGUGAGCCCCGAGAUCUUGAACACCAGUGGCAGCUACUCGGGCAAAGCCGCUGACGUGUGGAGCUUAGGCGUGAUGCUCUACACCAUGCUGGUAGGGCGCUACCCUUUCCAUGACAUUGAGCCCAGUUCCCUCUUCAGCAAGAUCCGGCGCGGCCAGUUCAACAUUCCCGAGACUCUGUCGCCCAAGGCCAAGUGCCUCAUUCGUAGCAUCCUGCGGCGGGAGCCCUCAGAGCGGCUGACCUCCCAGGAAAUUCUGGACCACCCGUGGUUUUCUACAGAUUUUAGUGUCUCAACUUCAGGAUAUGGUGCUAAGGAGGUGUCGGAUCAGCUGGUGCCGGAUGUCAACAUGGAAGAGAACUUGGACCCUUUUUUUAACUGAGCUCAUGCCCCACAGAGACUGAGCAGGUACCAGGAGCGAGAGAGCGCGCGGUGGGAAGUUCUUCCAGGGAACACACAUCACCUGGCUUGGUGGCAAGAAAGACACUCACACUCACAGGUUUCUUUUUCAAAGAAGGAAGACCUUCAAGAAGCUGACCAAACAUGUAGCAUGGUGGCAAGAGGGAGUUUGGGGGGUGGGCUCCGGGUGGGGUCGGCCACGCGCAUGGCACCCCCAGCAUGUAGCCCCCCCAGACUGGCCGAUCAGUUGGGCACUUCCACUUUCUCCCUUUCCCCACUUUUCAUUUUGUUCAAAAAUAGUCACAGAUCCCGACAGAAUCGAAACUCUGCCUCCAACUCAUAUCUCGGCAUCGCACUGUUAGUAUUUAACUCCUUGUCACAAUUCAGGGAAGGUACAAUUAAUUGGCCAAGGGUUUUCUUUUCUUUUUCUUUUUGAACAAGCCAACCACCUAUCUGAUCACUAAUGGGAUUCACUUAAAAAACAAUUCGGUGCACACAGACUGACAUCAAACCUGGGUGCUAAAUCAAAAAGAAAAGAAAAGUCCAGUUUGUGUCUCUUAAUCACUCUCUUCAACUCAUUUCUUCUCAAUAAACAAUUUAACAGCCUGGUCAGGAAAGACAUGUUCGUGCUUGGCUCCCUGAAGGGGGAAAAAUAAUCUGUUCUUUUAAAAGAGCUCUUCUGUCUCGUGUCCAUUGGGUCACGGCAGGAAGCUACUAGAAGUCAAACUUCCAGAUACAUUACUGCUAUCGCCGUUUCAAGAAGGAGAAAAAGGCAAAAGCAAAAUUCGACGCCUUCUGGAUCUUUUCGCUGGCGUGAGGAGGGCCACGGGGCAGUUGCGCCGUGCUGGGGGGACAUGAGGGUGUGGGCUGGCCCGAAGCUCUUGGAGUCUGAAGCUUUUGCAAAUCUCUGAUCUCCACUAAACAUUUUGUCUUUGUGUUAUUGAAACUAGUGAAACCAAGCAGGUUGUCCCACGUGUAUAAAAUACAGGGCAGCUAUUUAAAGUUUUCUCGAUGAAGAACGAUCCUUCUGGCUUGAGACGCCCUCUGGUUUGGACAAAAAUCCCUCGGUGGAGACAAGGGGGAAGGAUAAGCUGAAAGCUAGGAUGAUAUAAAUAAAAACAGCUCUCUAUCCCAAUUACGCACCUUUGUAUUUUCGAGAACUCUUCUAUUUAUUAAGGAAAAUGUCACAUUGUGAUGUAUUAAGCCAGUACUUCAAUUACGGGUUGACCUGGGAUGGCAUGUUACAUGCUGUGGUUAACAUUUAUAUAUUUUUUUCUUGUUUUUGAGUAUUUCUGUCCCCCAAAUAACUUUUUAUUUGGCUUUUCUAGAUAGCUUUAUUUGAUUUCGAGUGGCAAAUGUUUUUAUUAUGGCUUUUCUAUUGCUGUAUGAUACAGAACCUUCUGGCAUAAACAUUUAUGUUACAGUACCUCAGUUGUUUCGAUUUUCCUGCCUGUAUACGUUUUGUGAAAUGGUCAUGUUUUGGGGUAGCUGACACAUGGACUUUAGUAUGUAAAUGUACUUGAAUCUGUGCUUCUUUAGAGUAUGUGGCAUGUGUGUGCAGACCUUGAAUGCUUACCCUGCUCAGCAGGCCCUGCCCUCACGUUCCCAGAGGGCGGCUUAACCAUUCAGAGUCAGGAGACAAGGCGGCCAUGGAUUUGCCCUUGAUUCUAUUUUGAUAAAGGCAGAGAUGGAGGAGAGAGGUUUUUUUACAUUCUGAAGAUGGUGCUGUGUCACGACGGACCUUUUAUUCUUCCCUCUCCCCUAUUUUUUAAGUGCUGGGCGGGAGGAAAGGUUGACGACAUGCAUGGUGGGAAUCUAUGGCCUCUGGUGCUUUGUCCUGUAUUUGGUUCAAUGUUUUUGUCCUAAUCUCUUCAAUCAAUAAAAUUGUGCGUAUUUA
Messenger RNA from Condylura cristata (star-nosed mole), 3398 nucleotides. It is a transcript of the gene TRIB2, whose product is annotated as tribbles pseudokinase 2. Lineage: Eukaryota; Metazoa; Chordata; Mammalia; Eulipotyphla; Talpidae. The record is from RefSeq and is a predicted model, not a curated record. Bases 453 to 1484 code for a protein of 343 amino acids. Gene Ontology annotation, molecular function: protein kinase activity; ATP binding; mitogen-activated protein kinase kinase binding. Gene Ontology annotation, cellular component: nucleus. The transcript is spliced from 3 exons. Gene Ontology annotation, biological process: regulation of MAP kinase activity; protein phosphorylation; positive regulation of proteasomal ubiquitin-dependent protein catabolic process.